GGAAUUUUGCGGAUUAAGGAAAGCUGAUGAUGUAAAAGCAUUGUUCAUUUGCUCUUCUCAUUUUUGUGCUGAAGAUUUCAAAUGGGACGUUUCAGUAUCCGGAAAAAACAAAUUAUUGAAUUCAGAAGCAAUUCCUUCAAUUAUUUCUCGCAAACGGCAAACAUCUGAGAAAGAAAUAGAAAUAGAGUUGACAAAAAAAAAAAGCAGAAUUGUCAAUGACAAUAACGUAGAACCACAAGUGUACAUAAAUGUACCUAUGGAAAUUUAUACAGAAGUUGUUAAACUUGAGACAGCAGAAGUUAUCAGACCACAAGAAACGCAAGCAUUAACAAAUGUUCUCAUAAAUACGUGCAUAUCGAGUCCAACAAUAGAAUUAUGUUCUACACCAAAGAAACGGAAAUACAUGGAACCUCGCUACAUUUCUGAACUGAUGACAUCUGAUGUAAACACUCCUAGAAAAGCUAGAAGAAUUAUAAAAUUCAUCAAAGCUAAUGAUUUGAAAAGGCGAGAAAGAAUUCAAAAUUUACAGAGAAUGAAUAGGAAUCUUCUUAAGCGUAUUGAAAAUCUGGAAAAUAUGAUUGAACAUUUAAAAGGAAAGCUAUUAAUGUCGGAAGAUGCUGCAGAUGUUUUAUUGCUAUAG
Messenger RNA from Cyphomyrmex costatus, 640 nucleotides. RefSeq lists its product as uncharacterized. Lineage: Eukaryota; Metazoa; Arthropoda; Insecta; Hymenoptera; Formicidae. The coding region runs from base 257 to 640 and encodes 127 amino acids. The record is from RefSeq and is a predicted model, not a curated record. The transcript has 2 exons.